Messenger RNA from Varanus komodoensis (Komodo dragon), 2610 nucleotides. RefSeq names its product patched domain containing 3 (gene PTCHD3). Bases 1 to 2610 code for a protein of 869 amino acids. Lineage: Eukaryota; Metazoa; Chordata; Lepidosauria; Squamata; Varanidae. The transcript has 4 exons. Gene Ontology annotation, cellular component: membrane. The record is from RefSeq and is a predicted model, not a curated record.
AUGCCGGACGGCUGCUGCCACACCGACUGCGUGGAGCGACCCCUGUCGCGCGCGCUCGGAGCCCUCGGCGCCUUGGUGGGCGCCCACCCGUGGCCCUUCCUGCUGGUGCCCUUGGUGCUCUCGGGCGCCCUGGGCACCGGCUUCAUGUUCCUCUCCAAAAACGAAGACAACAACAUCGAGCGCCAGUUCACACCAGUCGGCGGCCCGGCCAAAAGCGAGCGCCGCUUUGUCCAAACGCACUUCCCGACGGACGACGCCCAGCGCUUCUCCGCGGAGAGGCUGACCACCGAAGGCACCUUCGCCUCCUUCAUAGCCGUGGCCCCCGCAGGCAGCGACUCGCUGCUCACCCGGGCGGCUUUCGCCGAGCUGCUGGCGCUGGACGCGGCGGUGCGAGCGCUCAACGCCACCGGCCCCGCCGCCCCGCAGCGCUCGUACGACGCGCUUUGCGCGCGCAACAACGGCACCUGCAGCAGCCCCAACCCGCUGCUCAGCGCCGUGCAGGGCAACCCGGAGCGCAUCGAUAUGCUGCUCCCGGCCCUCACCUUCCCGCUCUUCCAAGGCCGCGUCUUCCUGGGCCCCUUCCUGGGGGGCGUCGCUCUGGGCCGCGGAGCCGGGCCGGCGCGCCCCGUGCGGAAAGCCAAAGCGCUGCGGCUCUUCUACUUCUUGCAGGAGGACGAAGCGUCGCAGCGGGCCAGCGAGCUCUGGCUGCAGGCCUUCCUGGAGCGCAUCCCGGGCAUCCUGGAGACCUUGAACCUCAGCUCCAUCCAGGUGGCUUAUUUUACUUCACUAUCCAGACAGGAAGAGUUUGAAAAAAAUACCAAAGGAGUGAUACCUUUGUUUUCCAUCACAUACUUUUUAACUAUAUUCUUUUCAAUAAUAUCAUGUGCAAGAGUUGACUGCGUACGAACAAAAGUGUGGGUUGCAACAUUUGGAGUGGUGUCAUCAGGUUUAUCCGUGGUCAGCAGCUUUGGAUUGUUGCUUUUUUGUGGGGUGCCAUUUGUCAUCACAGCCUCAAAUGCACCAUUUCUUAUACUUGGUGUAGGUGUUGAUGACAUGUUCAUCAUGGUGUCUUGCUGGCAACAGACUAGAGUAAAUGAUGACGUCGAAAAACGGAUGAGCAAAACCUAUGAAGAGGCAGCCGUGUCAGUAACCAUCACAACUCUCACAGAUGUUUUAUCCUUCUACAUUGGAAUUGCAACUUCCUUCAAGUCUGUUCAGUCAUUUUGCCUCUACACAGGGACUGCUUUCAUCUUCUGCUACAUAUACAACCUGACGUUUCUCGGGGCUGUUCUUGCUUUGAAUGGAAGAAGAGAAGAAAGCAACAGGCACUGGCUCACCUACAUGAAAGUGAAACAGGAGAGUGAGGAUGCUCAGGGCUGUCCAUAUAAUGCCUGCUGUGUGGGGGGAUUUUUUGAUAAGUCCACUGGAGUAGAGAUUGAGCAUCCCAUGAAUGGAUUCUUUAGAAAGCAUUAUGGCCCUUUCCUCAUGCACAACUGGACCAAAGCGUUUGUGGUUCUCUUGUAUCUCGUAUAUCUCGGCAGUAGUAUUUAUGGGUGCACUCAAGUGAAAGAAGGUAUAGAUCUUCGCAAUCUCGCUACAGAUAAUUCUUACAUCAUUCCAUAUUAUGAUUGGGAAAAGGAAUAUUUUUCUGAGUAUGGUCCAAGGGUUAUGGUCAUUGUUACUGAAAGCAUACCAUAUUGGAAUUCAUCUGUCCGUGCAGAUCUUGAAAACUGUCUGGAAACUUUAGAAAACUCUUCCUAUGUGGAGAAAAAUUUUUCAGAAUCAUGGUUGAGAAUUUAUGAAACUCUUGCUAAAAACAUGUCUUUAAAUAUAAAUGACCACACAAUUUUCAUUAACAAUUUAACUCUUCUUUUUACAGUAAAUCCAGCAUCCAAGUGGGAUAUUAAUAUUAGUGGUACAGAAAUACCAGCCUCACGGUUCUUCAUACAGACAGUCAAUGUUUCUAGUGCAGUGGAUGAGAAAAAUCUCUUAAAUCAACUGAGAGGCCUUGCUGAAGACUGCAGGGUACCACUAAUGGUCUAUCAUCCAGCUUUUAUAUACUUUGAUCAGUAUCUAGUAAUAAUCCAGAAUACUAUUCAAAAUGUUGCAAUAGCUACAGGAGCCAUGCUGCUUAUUUCCUUGCUGCUCAUUCCCAAUCCUCUCUGCUCACUGUGGGUAACUUUUGCCAUUGCAUCUGUUAUUGUGGGUGUAACCGGUUUCAUGGCCUAUUGGGAUGUCAGUCUUGAUUCCAUAUCCAUGAUCAACCUGGUUAUUUGCAUUGGGUUUUCUGUAGACUUUUCUGCUCAUAUUUCUUACUCCUUUGUGGCCAGUAAGAAAUCCGAAGUGAAUGAUAAGGCAGUGGAGGCCCUGUAUCAUCUUGGGUACCCUGUUUUGCAGGGAGCUCUUUCUACUCUGUUGGGAGUUGCCAUGUUGUCUUCAGCAACCUCAUACAUUUUCAGAACCUUUUUUAAGAUAAUGUUUUUAGUCAUCUUGUUUGGGGCUGUUCAUGGUCUCAUUUUCAUUCCUGUGUUCUUAACGUUCUUUGGCUUUUGUGGCAGGCAGGCAUUGGAACAAACCCCGCCAGUGAUACUAGAUAAAGAUUGCCCAUAA